AGGUAGGAGACACUCAACAAACAUGGCCGCCAGUAAACCAAAAUAUCCACCGGGCUCUCCUCAAGAGCAUAUAGAAAUGUGUAAAACCCACGAUUUACCUAUUGAUGUUAUAUGUGAGGACUGUGAUGAAUUCAUUUGUGGUAAGUGUGCCAGAACAGAUCAUAAAGAACAUGAAUGGAGCACUAUACCCACGGCAGCCAGCCAAAGAAGGAGAGGUCUACUUAACUUACUGAAGAAGAUCAAGGAAGAGAAUCUGCCUGGGAUUGAAGAAAUGCUGGAGAAAGUUUCAGAUAAGAUCACAGAAAAUAAAGAACUGUGUGACUCUGAGAUUAAAAAGCUUCAGAAGCAUGUUGAUGAGAUAAUGGCAAGUUUGACAGAAAUCAGGAAAAAUAAUGAACGAAGAUUAACAGAGGAUUUGGAGGAAAAAAAUAAAAAGUUGAACAGUGUGAAAUCUGAGCUAAACAAAAAGAAGGAAGAAAUAGAAGAGAUGGUCAAGUUUAUGGAGGAUAACAACAGAACCAUGUCUGAUUACAGUUUCAUUGACAACCACAGGGAACUGACUGAAAAGCUGACUGGUCAGGAUGGUAAUUUUAACAAUUUUAAUUAUUCAUUAAGAUACGUUAAAGGAGAAAUCAGUGACGAGGUGAUGGAGAAUAUGAUAGGAAAAAUUCAGGAUUUAAACAAUAUCACUUUGAUUGAAACAAGCUCAUUUAAAUAUGGAGAUCAACGAAUAUUUGUGUCGAAGGCAUUGUGUGAAGAUCAGUGUUACGUAGGAGAUAUAAAGUCACCUUACAUUGAACAAGUAAACAAAGAUGGUGAGAAAAAAGUUAAAUGUAAUAUCAGACCUAAUGAUCUGUAUGUGACUGAUACUGGUGAUGUUUAUUUCACUGACGUUAGUAACAAUGCCAUCAGCUGUCUGUCACCAUCAGGAUCUGUGUCUACAGUCGUCAGUACAGAUCCACUGGAAGCAUUGGGCAUCUGUCAGUCAGUGGACGGUGGACUACUGGUCACCUUGAGAGACAAGAAAUCAGAUCGCUUUAAAUUAGCGCCACAAAGCAGACGUCUGGUGAGACACAUCACAAUGACAGGUGACGUCAUCCAUGAGUAUGAGUACCAGGAGGGCGGUCAGACCAGUCUGUUUACAAUGCCAGGCAGAAUCACACAGAACAGUAACAGUGAUAUCUGUGUUGUGAACCGUACAAGUGGCAGUACAGGUGAACUAGUGAUUUUGUCUCCCUCUGGUCGUAUGAAGUCUGUCUACCGUGGACAGAACCUGACAGAAGCCUUUAAUCCAGAUGAUGUAGCGUCUGACUCCCUCUGUAACAUCCUUGUUACUUACUUUUACAACAGACAGAUCCAUCUUCUGAGUCCUGACGGGGAGUUCCUGAAGUUCUUACUCCAGGAAAAUGAAGUAAACCAUCCAGUCAGAUUAUCACUUUACAAGUCUUCACUGUGGGUGGGAUACUAUGAAGGACUUGUCAAAGUGUUUAAAUACACAGUGUAAUUAACUGGAAUUGUGAUUUAUCAUCCUGUGAAAUCGUAACAGAUGCCAUAAAAACAUCAUUGUAUUCAAUCAUUA
Molecule: messenger RNA, 1579 nt
Organism: Saccostrea cuccullata (small rock oyster)
Lineage: Eukaryota; Metazoa; Mollusca; Bivalvia; Ostreida; Ostreidae
Exons: 1
Coding region: 23-1504 (493 amino acids)
Molecular function (GO): zinc ion binding
Source: RefSeq, a predicted model, not a curated record